AUACUGAUAUAACAUGCUAAAAAUGAUAUUCAUCAGAUAGUAUUGUUUAUUUGUACACCCAAAGCACACAAAACUCACUACCAAACUAAUUGAAAAAUUGGCAGUCAGAAUGACAGGUCCCCAAUUCUGAGGUCAAAGGUCAACCGGAAAAUGGAGUUUUCUGCGGAAGCUUUAGAAGGUCUUCAUCUUUCGGGAGAUUCAGCACAUAUCCCCGACCAAUCCUACAUUAAUUUAUGUAAACGAGUUUGCGAAGGUGUGCUACAUAAGAAUGGAGUCAAACGAUUAGAAGGUGACAAACAGCUUUCAUCUCUAGACCAAGGUGUUGUUAAACAGACGUAUGCUGCUCUUGCUACUUUAGUCCUAGAAGCUGCAAAACACGAUGCUGACUCUAAUACGAUAAGCGCAGUUUUAGAAGAUUGUAAAUAUAAUACUGAAAGGAUUAAAGCUUUUAACAAUACAUACUUGCCACAGAAACCAUACCUCCAGUUGAUAUUAGGAAACACAGGAACCAAUCCACCACACAUAGUUGAUGUAGACUGGAGACUGGACUAUUAUAUAAAGAACAACCAUUUAGAAAAAGUGAACGAAGCUGUGUAUUUGAUAUCAUUAAAAACAGAGGAGUGUGGGUUUGAGGGAACAAAGAGCAUAGACUUUGCCUGUACUGUGGAACAGCUCCAGGAUAUGGUCGGCAAAUUAAAAGACGCUUGUAAAAGUUUAGAACGAAGCAGCCAAAUGUAACAAGACAAAACAAUUUCAAAGUAGAAUAUUAUUAAUGACUAAACCUUGGUCUAUUCUCUCUGCCAAUUCUUGCAAAAUAGCAGAAUAGUCUGACUAUAUACAAUGUGACUGUGGACACUCCCUUUGUGAUAUAUCUUCAUGUCUGGCUUGAAAGACUGAUGCUGUUAUAGAUUAUGGGCGGAAUUAAAUUACAAUUCAUCCUUCCACAUGAAUGGAAAAGAUAAUCCUUGUUUUUUAAUUCAUCAUUCAACGUGAAUGAUGAUCACCGUAAAAAUGACAUAAAAUUCCUCGGAACAUGAGUCGAGAGAAGCCAAUGUGUAGGCUUUGGAAUCAUCCCUUAUUUCUCAAUUAAGAUAUUUUCAAAUUAUACAUAUAUUACCAUAAAAGGCGUGAUGUGCGUAAAAUAUAUGAGGAACAGGAUGACAUAAGGUUCUGUGUGUAAUUCAGUUGCGUCAGGCCUGAUAAAUUUGGUUAAUGAAAUAAAAGCGAGCGGCUCCAGGGAGUCUGAAAGGUGUCAUUUCUUAUUGUUUUGCACUGUGCAAUAAAUAUUUAUCAUAUUCCUUAUGUACUCUCUAUUAAUACCCGAAGAGGGUCUUCUAACAGUAUAAUAAUGCCUCUAUGGCUUCAUCUAGACAUCGGAGUGACAUAUAUAUGUUUAUAUAAUACUCAUUAACAUACUUGAUAGAGGCAUUGUAUUUUACUGAAUUCAUCAAAAAAUUAACUCUCUUAUCUACAAUUAGAACAGAUGAAAUAUCCAGACGUUUUUUGUGAAAUUUUCAACUAAAAUUACAAAUAUUCUCAUGAUUAUUACUCACGUGGUCCUAACUUUGACCGUUUAUUUGAAUUUUUGACCUACCGGAUGUUUGAAAAUCAAGGAUUACGAGUCUCAUACUGCACCGUUUUUCUUCAAACUUGCUCCAUUCAAAGCAUAACACAAAUCCCUU
Owenia fusiformis is the source of this 1682-nucleotide messenger RNA. The record is from the annotation of a GenBank genome assembly. Lineage: Eukaryota; Metazoa; Annelida; Polychaeta; Sabellida; Oweniidae.